This is a messenger RNA of Cercopithifilaria johnstoni, 2418 nucleotides long. The record is from the annotation of a GenBank genome assembly. Lineage: Eukaryota; Metazoa; Nematoda; Chromadorea; Rhabditida; Onchocercidae.
AUGCAAAGUGAAAAAAAGGAAGAUAUGAUAAAUGAUAUAAAAAGAAGUAGUGAAAAACGAUCCGUAACGGAAAAUUGCGGUACGGAAUAUUACAGUUGUGAUUCUGGUGAAUGCAUUCCACGUGAAAAAGCAUGUAACCGAAAUUAUGAUUGCACUGAUGGCAGUGAUGAAAUGAAAUGCGAAUAUUUCCUUGCUGCUCAACGAGCUUAUACCAAAUCGACAAUUGCUACCGAUACUAACACAUUCAGUAAAUUUGGCGAAGAUACAACAAAUCAGGAAGGUAACCUGUAUAAUCACAAAUCCGAUGUGGGCAACCGAAAUAUUUUUGCACCGUUUGAUAAUGAAGAAAGUCAAUAUCACAAGGGCUACGGAAGCGAUCAUAGACAUUUUUCUAGUUUUGAUAAAACGGGACAAUAUGAUAAUGCUCAUGCUUGGACUACUAGCGAUAGAACUGGAUAUAAUCGCAAUAAAACUGAUAAAAAUCAUAAUGGCAAUACAAUAGAGAAUGGGAAUGAUAAUCAAAAUGUUUAUAAUUACAUUCUGAAUACUUUUAAUCAUAAUGGAAGAAAUGAACAACACCGUAAUGGACUUACCGGCGAUGUUGGUUGUGAUACUUGUGAAAAUCAUCAAUAUAAAGAGUUAAGAGGUCGCGUUUCUGAAAUACAACAAGCAAACCAUAUGCAACAAUUAUCGUCAAAUGACCAGAACAUACUUAAUCAAGGAUUAAAUUACGGUUCAAAUGGCCUGUCGUCAUCAACAAUAAGUGAAUCAUUUGGUGGCUAUGUUGAUAGCUUGUUCCGGCGUAAUGGAACAAAAAACGAAAGUUACCAUUCGGGAAUUAUUUAUAAUAAAAUAGAAACAAGAAGUGGAACAAAUCAGAUAUCAGAUACUAAUCAAAAUAAUAAUGGAAUUGAUGAGACGAAUGAGGAAGAUGGGGAUGAGUGCUCUGAUCAGGAAUUCCGAUGUCCGUAUUUGCCGAAAACACUUUGUGUUCAUUAUAUGAAAAUAUGCGAUGGUAUUGAUGAUUGCGGUGAUGGUAGUGAUGAGACGAACUGCGCCGAUGAUGGAGCCAAUGCACUAACAAUCAGUGGCGAAUCGAUAGCCACUACAAUAGCCACUACAGGAUGUGAAUCGGAUCAAUUUCGGUGUGAAAACGGAAAAUGCAUUGCAAAAAUUCAUCAAUGCGACCAUAAAUAUGACUGUGAUGAUGGAACAGAUGAGAGUAUCUGCGAAUAUUUCGUGCAAGCUCUGCAACAAGCGAGAAGUACAACAAUACAUCCGGGCGAAACUGAAGAAGAAAUAAUGCCGAGUUAUGCCGAAUCCGAGAAACCGAAACAGGACCAGGUAGAGGGAGAUGAAGAAUGGCGAGUGCAGGAAAAGGAAAAAGUGGGGAAGGAGAAAGAACUGAAGGAAGAACAAGAAAGGCAACAGAAAAGAAGAGAAGAAGAGGAAGAACGACAACAACGAGAAGAGGAACGAGAAAGAGCGGAAAAGAAAAGGAUAAGGGAAGAAUAUUAUGAAAAAGAAAGACGAAGACAAGAGAUCGAACAGCAAAGAAGAGAGAAGGAGUAUGAAAGAGAAAAAGAAGAUGGACAAGAACAAGGGGAGUGGGAACGACAAGAAAAGGAAAAGGUGAGACAAGAGAUGGAAUCAGGACGACAAGAACACGGAAGAAUCAAGCAAGAGAUGGAAUUAGGACGACAGCAAGGAAAACAAAAAAGUGAGGAAGAUGCUAAGGACGGACUUUUUGAUAAGGAAUGGAAGAGUUUUGAAGAGGAACAACAACAAAGUUAUAGGGAAAAUGAACAAAGACGACAGGAGGAAGAACGAAAGAGGCAGAAGGAAAAGGAGGAGGAAGACGGACAACGAUUGGAAGAAGACCAAAGACGUCUAGAGGAAGAUCGCAGGCGUGUUGAGGAAGAUCGCAGGCAAAUCGAGGAAGAUCGCAGAAAUGUCGAGAAAGAUCGCAGGCUUGUGGAGGAGUUAUCGAGAGUUAAUUAUGGUGAGUCGAGGAAGAAGCCUGAAAUGGAAGAAAAAGUUGAAGAUACAGGAAAAUAUGAAAAACAUCAAAUGACUGUAGAAGGAGUCCGGAUUAGGGAAAGUGAGGAACGGCGGAGACUUGAGUUAGAAGGUUACGAUCGGGAUAAGGAAAAUGAGAUAGAUAAUGACGGUUAUACGGAUGCGAAUGCUCGUGAACGAUAUGAAGUGGUUGAAGCGGGUGAAAUUUGUACUAUUCAACAAUAUCAAUGUGUUAGCGGUGAAUGCAUUGAGAGAACUGCUCAUUGUGACGGAAAAACGGAUUGUUCUGACGGUUCCGACGAAAUGCUCUGUCAUUCGGCAACAGAAAAGCAAUCAGUUUCACAAUUUUCCAAACCAACGGCAUGUUUCUGCUUCAUUUCGCUACACCUUACAUCAUAA